This is a messenger RNA of Cyprinus carpio (common carp), 2470 nucleotides long. RefSeq names its product pancreatic and duodenal homeobox 1 (gene pdx1). Gene Ontology annotation, cellular component: nucleus. Gene Ontology annotation, biological process: type B pancreatic cell differentiation; regulation of transcription by RNA polymerase II. Gene Ontology annotation, molecular function: RNA polymerase II cis-regulatory region sequence-specific DNA binding; DNA-binding transcription factor activity, RNA polymerase II-specific. NCBI's taxonomy places the organism in Eukaryota, Metazoa, Chordata, Actinopteri, Cypriniformes, Cyprinidae. The record is from RefSeq and is a predicted model, not a curated record.
GAAUUAUUUUUUUGUUGCUUCAACAUGCGAGACUUGGGAAAUUCCCCUAAUUGAAAAUCACCUUUUGCUGCCCAUUUCUCCCUUGUUCUGACCUCUCCAAACAUCUGACUGUCUGGUGCGCUCACGUUGCGCACACAUCUCAAACUAAUUGAGUUCUGUUUCACUCUCAAUGUUAAUUCGUUUACACCGAACAGCUCGUUUUUAUUUAUCCACGAGGACUUUAGUUUAAUGGACCGUGGACGGGUGUGCUUAAUGGCAGGUAAGCUUGGUUAAAGCAAAAGACGGACAACAUGUUGAGAGGUGUGCGUAAUGAUUGCCCUUGUCACCAGUGUCCAUAGAUUUUGGACUUAAUGGUGCCUCUUACUGUGUACAUUUAGAGCACGCGCUCUUUUUACGAGAAAAAAAAGUUUAAUACACAUAAUAUUAGGCUUCAGAUAAAAAUGCGCGUUCAGAAUAACUUAAUAUUUCUUCGAUACUUUUGAAACAUUGUACAAACGUACCCUAUAUGUAAAAAAAAAAAAAAAGGGACUUUUUAGACCCCCCAACCACUUCGCACCCUGCUACACUUUUUAAAACGGGAUCAAUUUUUUUUAAACAUUUUCCCAAAGAACAUUUUAAUAAUCUAAAGAUAUCUUCCCACUAAAUAACAUUUUGUGCAAUAGAAAGUUUCAAUGGAAGUUAAAUGUUAUUCAAAGAUGCCAAGUUAUAGGCUAUUUGUGCAGUUACAUAGUUGUCAUAUUUGGUUUUUGCUUAGACAAUUACAGCUCAAGUAGGUCUGGAUUAUUUUGCCUUUGAUAAAUGAGAAUCGAUCCUGUCUCUUUAUGUCGGAAGUUGAUAAAGAGAAUUUGAGCAAUUUAGAAUGUUUUAGCAACAUUUUUUAUUCUGCAUUUUGAAGUCCCUCUUUUAUUCCCGUUCGGUGUUCAUUGAACAGCGGCAGUCUUUUCUGCGGAGAUCAGAGAUACGGAUUCCCCGAUUCACCUGUCUUUGCAGUAAAUCUAACAACUGCAGGUGUAGCACAUAUAGUCGCAGGCAAACAGAAAGUGUUUGCCAAGGGCAUUGAUUUGAGCAUGGUCCGUUCUGUUCAAUUAUUGUCAAACCUCGGGGCAGUCGAAAGGAAACACGUACAGAAUUUACUGCCAGUUGACAGCUUUGUGUAAACAGUGAAAGCAAUGGUGCAGCAGGGUCACAUGUUCACGGUGGCACACCUAUGAGGCCCUCGAUCGGCGCCAGACGCUCAGACUGCAGGUAGAGCAGAGGUCCUGAUCAGGGGCAGGGCGCUGGCUCAUGUGCUCGUGUACAGCACGGUUUCCUCGGUCUGUGGCAAUCAUGAAUCGGGAAGAGCACUAUUACCCUCCUAACCAACUGUACAAGGAUUCUUGCGCCUUCCAGAGACAUCCCAACGAAGACUACAGCCAAAACCCUCCACCGUGUCUGUAUAUGAGUAGACAGACUCAGCCCGUCUACGCCUCACCGUCCUUGGGCAGCCAGGACCAGCCAAAUCUUACCGACAUUACUUCUUAUAACAUGCCGACCCGGGAUGAUCUGGCAGGGCCUCAUCUUCACCUUCCCCAGACUCCGCAGACAUCUCUACAGACGCUCGGCGGUUACGGAGACUCUCUUGACCUGUGCGGGGAUCGGAGCAGAUACCAUCUGCCCUUCCCGUGGAUGAAGUCAACGAAAUCUCACACGCACGCCUGGAAAGGACACUGGACAGGUCCUUACAUGGUGGAGGCCGAGGAGAACAAGCGCACGCGGACGGCGUACACCAGAGCGCAGCUGCUCGAGCUCGAGAAAGAGUUUCUCUUCAACAAGUACAUCUCCCGCCCGCGCCGCGUGGAGCUCGCGCUCACCCUCAGCCUCACCGAGAGACACAUCAAGAUCUGGUUCCAGAACCGACGCAUGAAGUGGAAAAAGGAGGAGGACAAGAGGAGAGCCAGAGGAGUGGAUCCCGAACAGGAUUCCUCGAUCACGUCCGGAGAUCUGAAGGAGGAGUCGUGUGUCGCUCCGGGCACGGGACCCCCCUCACCUCUGCACUCUCACCUACCUCCAGUCCCACAAGACUCGUCAAACAAACACUGACCAAAAGAGACAUGUGUCAUCAACGCAAUCUUUCAGCCUGCCAUCGACGAGUGGAAAUACUAGUGUGACAAUGACAAGAGUUCGUCAAAUCCUGUAAAUCUGUACAGUAUGCUAAAAGAUUGACAGUAGGGGGCGAUCUCAGUCGUGUGAGAGCCGAAGCUCCCCUGGAGUCAGUUUCUUGGGAGGUGAUUUUGUGUAAUAGAAAUUCAUGACGUUGUCAAAUGUUCAUUAGCAAAACUUUAUUGGACAUUAGUAUAAUUGUAUUCGUAUUUAUAGAUAGACAAUGAAAAGUCAAAUAGGCUACAAGUGAAUAUCUCUCUUAUCAUGAAUUUCUUUCAAUAACAUUCAUAGCCUACUAUUUAUAGCUAAACAAAUUAAAAGCAUGUGUGCA